AUGCCUCCUCAUCAAUCCACCGAUGCUGGUGCCGACACCUCGGACAUGGACACGUCCAACUUCGUCUCGGGUCUGACGGCGCCGCUCGUUGAUUCCAUCGACGCGCUCAAGAUCAGCAACUUUGUGCCCAUUCGCGACGGACACCCUCCGCCCGGCUCGGUGCCGGAAUCGAUCUUGCCCAAGGGCGUUGCCAAACCGGCGCUCUUCCAGACCGUCACUCUGCCCGUUGCUUCUCCGCGCAUUACGUUCAAGAACCGUGUGGUUGUGUCGCCCAUGUGCCAGUACUCUGCGCGCGAUGGCCUGCCGACGCCGUACCACAUUGCGCACCUGGGCUCGUUUGCGCUGCACGGGGUGGGCAACGUGAUGGUCGAAGCGAGCAGUGUCGAGCCGGAGGGAAGGAUCACGCCGCAGGAUGUGGGCAUCUGGUCCGAGAAGCACAGGGAUGCGCACAAGGCACUCGUGUCCGUGCUCAAGUCGUUCACCGACGGGCUGGGCGUGGGCGUCCAGCUGGCCCAUGCGGGCAGGAAGGCGUCUACGUGGUCGCCGUUCUACCGAGGCGUGAGCAAGCAUGCCAACUUCGUGACGCGCGAGGAGGGAGGGUGGCCGGAGGACGUCGUUGGUCCCUCAGCCAUCCCCUACGACGACGACUGGACCACUCCGCGCGCGCUCAGCACCCAAGAGGUCAAGAAGCUCGAGGACAAGUUUGUCCAGUCGGCACGAUGGGCGUUUGAAGCCGGCUACGACUAUGUUGAGCUGCACGCCGCACACGGGUACCUGAUGCACUCGUUCCUCAGCCCGCUGAGCAACCACCGCACCGACGAGUACGGAGGCAGCCUCGAGAACCGUUCGCGCCUCUUGCUCAACAUCGCACGCCGCGUCCGCGCCGAGUUCCCGCACAAGGGCCUGUGGGUGCGCGUCAGCUCCACCGACUGGGCCGAAUCCGCCGGCCGCGGCGCCUCGUGGACCGUCGACCAGACCGUCGAGCUCGCCAAAUUGCUCCAUGCCGCCAAAGUCGACCUGCUCGAUGUCAGCUCCGGCGGCCUCGUGCCGUUCCAGAAAAUUACGUUGGGCGCAGGGUACCAGCUCUUCGGCGCAAAGGCGGUCAGCGAGGCGCUCGCCCAGCUCGAACCCGACGCGCGCAAGCGCAUGCUCGUCGGCGCCGUGGGCAUCAUGGAAGGCUCACACGACUCGCCCACUGGCCAGGACCGCUCGCAGAUCGGCAAGUUGGCCGAGGAGUCAUUGCAAAAGCACGAGUGCGACGUCGUCCUGUUGGCGCGUGGCCUUAUGGCGCACCCGAGCUGGACCGAGGAUGCCUCGGUGGCGCUGACGGGCACGAGGGCCGCUGGCAACCCGCAGUACCACCGUGUUCAUGCCGCCAGGAAGUAA
Messenger RNA from Sporisorium graminicola, 1386 nucleotides. RefSeq lists its product as uncharacterized. Gene Ontology annotation, molecular function: FMN binding; NADP binding; NADPH dehydrogenase activity. Gene Ontology annotation, cellular component: intracellular anatomical structure. The transcript has a single exon. Bases 1 to 1386 code for a protein of 461 amino acids. The record is from RefSeq and is a predicted model, not a curated record. NCBI's taxonomy places the organism in Eukaryota, Fungi, Basidiomycota, Ustilaginomycetes, Ustilaginales, Ustilaginaceae.